Messenger RNA from Musa acuminata AAA Group (dessert banana), 955 nucleotides. RefSeq names its product guanine nucleotide-binding protein subunit gamma 4-like. The record is from RefSeq and is a predicted model, not a curated record. The coding region runs from base 224 to 772 and encodes 182 amino acids. Lineage: Eukaryota; Viridiplantae; Streptophyta; Magnoliopsida; Zingiberales; Musaceae. The transcript has 5 exons. Gene Ontology annotation, biological process: G protein-coupled receptor signaling pathway.
UUUUAUGUGCUCCUUAUAACGACUGUGAACGGCGGUGGAGGCGGUGUCCAUAUCCCUCGAUCCGGUUACUUGCUUUCCUCCGCCGUUCCUCCGCAUUUAAACGUGACGGCUCGCUCCUCCUUCCCUUAUUGUUAUUGUCGUAUAGCUAAAGGCGACGCUUCUUCUUCCUUCAUCGCCUAUCGGUAGAUUGUUAUAGUGCUUCUGUUACGCUCGCACGAGACUGAUGGCGGCAGAGGAGGGGUCCGGUGUACCGCCGAGCCCGCGGCCUCGGUCGCCGCCCCGGUAUCCUGACCUCUGCGGGCGCCACCGGUUGCAGGCGGAGGUCCAGCUGCUGAGCCGAGAGAUCAGCUUUCUCGAGGAUGAGUUACAGUCAGUUGAAGGACUCCAACCAGUCUCUGCAUGCUGCAAAGAAAUUGAUGACUAUGUAGGGGCAAAUCCAGAUCCCUUAAUCCCAAUAUUUAAGAAGAGAAACAAACACCGCUGCAUUUGGAGGUGGCUUCGAGCAAUGGUUUGCUGCAACCCAACAAGGACUUGCUGCUCAGGUGAUCAGUCGUGCCGGCGGAAAAGACCAAGUUGCACCUGUAAACAGAAUUGGUCCUGCCCCUCAUGUUGUGCAUGCACACAAAGAAAUUGCUGCAAGGUUCCCUGCUCCAGAUUACAUUGUGCCGUCCCAACUCUCUCGUGUCCUGGAUAUUCCUGUGGAUGUGUUUGCUCUUGCUCCUUUGGAAGAAAAGUGUGCCUUUGCCCCAGAUGUUUGUGUUGUAUCAGCUGAUGAAUAUGUGAAUAGAUUAAUUUGAUGCUCUUCUCUCAAGAUUUCUUUUACAUGGGUGUUUUUUCGCCUUUUUGGAAUAUUAAUAAUUGUUGUCAUCACAGAAUGAUGGUGUAGUAGCCACUGUCAUUCCCAUAACAAAAAGUACUGAGUUCAUUUUGUUGCCAGAUUCACAUGAUGGUUUCA